ACCAGAGAAGUUAGAAGGACGUUGGUUACGCCACACGCAGAACAAGCGCAGGUGGUUGUGGUUUUACAACGCUCUGGUUGCACGGAACUCUUUGCUAAAUCAGACAUUAACGCUGCACGUGACGUUUUCGUAGGAUGGCAGCCUACGUUGGAAGACUGUUUGGCAGCUCGUUGAAGCGCGUGGCAGUCAGUGGGAUUCGAGCAGCAUCCGCACAGACUGGAAUUGCUACAGGCGGGGUUUCAACAAAUCACACUAAGAACUUUUCAACCAAUUGCGUUAGGUGGGCUGCUGCGGUUACCCAAAAUGCGCCUCAUUUCAAAGGCACUGCUGUCCACCAAGGCGAGUUUAAAGAGAUCAGCCUAGAUGACUACAAAGGAAAAUACCUUGUGCUUUUUUUCUACCCGCUCGACUUCACGUUUGUGUGCCCGACUGAGAUCAUCUCCUUCAGUGACAAGGCUAAUGAGUUCCAUGACAUCAACUGUGAGGUUGUUGGUGUGUCUGUGGAUUCCCACUUCACUCACCUGGCCUGGACCAAUACUCCAAGAAAGACUGGAGGUCUUGGUAACAUCCACAUCCCCCUUCUGUCAGACCUCAACAAGCGGAUUUCUCAAGACUAUGGCGUUCUUCUAGAGGGCGCGGGAAUCGCACUAAGAGGUCUGUUCAUCAUUGAUACAAAUGGAGUGGUGAGACACAUGAGUGUGAAUGACCUACCUGUGGGGCGCUGUGUAGAGGAAACUCUCCGCCUGGUGAAAGCCUUCCAGUUUGUGGAGACACAUGGUGAAGUGUGCCCUGCCAGCUGGAAACCAGAAUCCCCCACGAUCAAACCAACACCUGAAGGAUCGAAGGAGUACUUUGAGACGGUUAACUAAGCCAACUUUGUAAGCAGAUAGACAGUGAUCAUUCCAAAGAUGGUGGUCAUGAACUGAAAAUAAAGUCUUGGUCUGGCCCUACAACAUAAGCUGCAGGAAAAAGUUGAAUGAAGCUUGAAUUUACGUAGGCUUACCUGUGGGAAUGGAUUCCUGGAAUGCUAAAGCCAUAGGAAAUGACAUUGUAUACAUUCUGAUUAGUGCUUAAGCGAAGUAUGUAAGUUGUUUGUUGAUCUCCGUAAAAUAAAAUCCUCAAUCUCAAA
This is a messenger RNA of Clupea harengus (Atlantic herring), 1129 nucleotides long. RefSeq names its product peroxiredoxin 3 (gene prdx3). Gene Ontology annotation, biological process: cellular response to stress; cell redox homeostasis; hydrogen peroxide catabolic process. The record is from RefSeq and is a predicted model, not a curated record. Lineage: Eukaryota; Metazoa; Chordata; Actinopteri; Clupeiformes; Clupeidae. Gene Ontology annotation, molecular function: thioredoxin peroxidase activity. Gene Ontology annotation, cellular component: cytosol; mitochondrion.